UUAAACCCUAUUGUGUUCGCUCUAAACACUAGAGUUCAAGGCAGUUCACCGCCCGCCGUCACCGUCUGCCGCCGUUGGACCAUUACUUUCCGAUUAGUCUUGAUAGCUUGUAUAGGCUCAUCAGCAAACUUAAUGGAUCCAUCAUCUUUUGAACAGAAACCAAAUGCACCAAGGAAGGUGAAAUUUAAACCCAAAGCUCCAAUACGCAAAACUUCAAAGCUUGCAGUGCCAAAAACUGAAAUAUUUGAUGAUGCUGAAACUGCUGCAGAAGCAAAGGACUUAAUGCAGCGUUUGCAGGAUAAUUUAGCAACAAAGCCAAAGAUUGAGAAAAAAGUGGAGCCUGUUCAACGAGUUGCCUUUGGGUAUGGAUCAUCAAUUCCCAGCAAUCAAUUCAGUGCUUCUCAUAAAAAUAAUUCUGGGUAUCAGGAUAAACUUCAUUUUUCAACCAGAAGAGAGGUCAAAGAAUACAAAGAGCCAUGGAAUUAUUACAGCUAUUAUCCAGUAACUCUUCCUCUUCGGAGACCUUAUUCUGGAAAUCCUGAUAUCCUUGAUUAUGAAGAGUUCGGGCAGGUAUAUACUUUUGAUGGAAAUAUGUCUAAUCCAGCCAUGGAGCUAGGCCUUAUGGAGGAAAAUUCAGAGCCUAAAAUGAUGUUUUUUCAGCUGCCAAUGAAUAUGCCUAUGAAAAAACGGAUUGCUGCAACAGCAGGCCAAGCACCAACCAACAGCUCAAAACAACCAAGUAGUUCAAACACCAUAGAGAAGCCUGCAGUGUUGGAAGAUUUACAAGCAGGUAUCAUGGGUAAAAUGCUGGUUUACGGAAGUGGUGAUGUAAAGCUCAAGCUUGGCGAUACCCUUUAUGAUGUAGACGAUGGUUCUGAUUGUGUAUUUGCUCAGGAUGUUGUAGCUUUUAAUGCAGCAGAGAAGCAUUGUUGUGCUGUUGGAGAACUCCUCAAGCGUGCUAUUGUGACUCCAGAUGUGAAUUCCAUUUUGGAAGAUUUUGCUGGCUUAGAGUGAACCCGAAAGAUCACUUUUUCCCCUUGUAAUUGCUUCAAGAAUCUGUCAAACGAAGUUUGCAUAAAAUGGGUCCACUUGAGGAAAAGAGGAAAAGGACUUGCUUACUCAAGAAUACUGAAAUUGUACCAACAUCAUUUGAAGCCAUUUUUGUGCUUGCAUGAUGCCAAUUUUGACACUUAUAAGAAUGAAUAUUUUUUUGUUGGCCGAUAGAAGUACCUUACUAAAAAUUUGCUAUAUGUUAUGAGUAGGUUUAAAAAAUACAGAUUGAUAUUUGUUACCAGAUUAGCUUUAAAUGCUUUGUAUGCAAAGAUAGCAAUAAAGAAUUAGAACAAUUGAAGAGUAUCAAACGUCAUCUGUAUUAUUAUUUUGUAGAAUGAAUGAACUACUUUUAACUAAUACAACAAUCCUUAAAUAGACAAAUCUUGUUAAGCUUCUAACAAACUUAACAAUUUGUUAUAAACCUCUAACUAACAUAAUGAGGUGGCGAAAAUCAGAAAAGAAAAACAAGUAAUAAACACAUUACUUAGACAGUAGCAAUAGCAUAUGAUCGAGACCUUCUCUGCUUGGCUGUGAUGAGUU
Molecule: messenger RNA, 1593 nt
Organism: Amaranthus tricolor (Joseph's coat)
Lineage: Eukaryota; Viridiplantae; Streptophyta; Magnoliopsida; Caryophyllales; Amaranthaceae
Exons: 11
Coding region: 133-1014 (293 amino acids)
Biological process (GO): transcription by RNA polymerase III
Cellular component (GO): RNA polymerase III complex
Molecular function (GO): DNA binding
Source: RefSeq, a predicted model, not a curated record